Molecule: messenger RNA, 1864 nt
Organism: Planococcus citri (citrus mealybug)
Lineage: Eukaryota; Metazoa; Arthropoda; Insecta; Hemiptera; Pseudococcidae
Product: venom protease-like
Exons: 8
Coding region: 273-1505 (410 amino acids)
Biological process (GO): proteolysis
Molecular function (GO): serine-type endopeptidase activity
Source: RefSeq, a predicted model, not a curated record
AUUGCGGUUUUAAAACACGUUCGUAUACGUAGCUUCGGUUAUUGGAUGAUCCGUCAGUCAAGAAGUUGCUGCGAACUCGAGGUUCGAGUUUACUUACGUACGUUCUUCGGUGGUGUUGAGAUCAUAGUGGAAAAUAAAUUUUACGAUCGAAGUUAUAUUUAAAGUGACUUCAUUCAUAUUUCAUAGUGAAGAAAUUUUUAAAGUGCUUCGAAUGUUCCAGUUUGGAUUUGGGCGUAGUUUCAAAGAAAAGUAUAGCUCGAUCGCAAUCAGAAAUGUGGUUUCAUUAUUAUUUAUUUACGAUACCGUUGUUUUUUAGCGAUGCAUUCGGUUAUCCUCAAAGCAAUCAAAGAACGAUCAGACAAACUGAAUUUAUUUCAUGCUCAACGCCAAAUUACCAGCUGGGAAAUUGCGUGGGUCUUCGAAACUGUCCAAAUCUACUCGAGUUGUUGAAUACUCGUUCAAAUGUAUCAGAAGUUAGAACAUUUCUACGAAAAUCCCAAUGCGGAAAAGAAGCCAACGGGUCACCGAAAGUUUGUUGCAGUAUUUCAAAUUCUAAAACACCACCAGUUAUUUCAUCUACGACGCCGAUACUAUUACUAUCUGCCCCAGUCCCAGUCACAGUCCCCUCAGCCACGUUUCCGUUGACAACGCCAAAAGACGAUGAUCACGACAUUAAACGAAAGAUGUCCAAAAAUCAGUACUCGAUGUGUGGAAAAACGAGCAGAACCACUCAGAAUCUUUAUAGAGAGAAUAAUGCAACAUUAGGCGAUUGGCCUUGGCUUGUGGCUAUUGGAUAUCGUACCAGCUCUGAUCGAGGACCAAUGUUCAAAUGUGGAGGCAGCCUGAUUUCUGACAGAUGGGUCAUCACAGCUGCUCAUUGUGUUCAAGGUAUAGGAAAUCUAAUUGUGAAAAUAAUUCGAGUUGGAGAUUUCAAUUUGAAUCAUGAAAAUUACGAUGGAGCUUCGCCUAAGGAUAUUCCGAUAGAAGAUAUUGUUCUUCAUCCUGAGUAUUCCACUAAUCCUACGAUUAAUGAUAUUGCAUUAUUGCGUUUAAGGCAGCAUGUUACUUUCAAUGAACUAAUUCGUCCUAUUUGCAUACCAAGUGAACCUCAACAUAAAGGUGACGUGUUCUAUUACAAUAAAUCCCCAUUUAUAGCCGGAUGGGGACGCACUACAGAAGGAGGAACCCCUUCAGAUCACCUCAAAGAAACUCAACUAGUUAUAAUAGAUCGAGAAACUUGCGACAUGAAGUACAAACAUGCUAAGCAGAAUUCAGUGGUUGAUCAUAGAGUGCUGUGUGCUGGUAGUAUGGCUCAAGAUACCUGCCUGAGUGACUCUGGUGGGCCUUUGAUGAUGCAUACUGCAGCUCAUUAUUAUCUAGUAGGAAUUGCAUCUUAUGGAAUCGAAUGUGAAGGCAAUGUUUUUCCUGGAGUUUAUACCAGAGUUGCAUAUUACUCUGAUUGGAUCAAAUGUAUUACGAAGAAUGGGAUAAAUUUUAAUUUGUAAUAACUCGUGUGUCGUGUCUUGUAAAAUUGCUUAGUACUCGUAUUAGAGAAUUACUUAGGUAGGUAGUUGAUUUUUUCAAAUAAGCAUAUGCCAUAAUAUUUAUUUUUUUGUGUAAGUAGGUAGAUAAUUAGGUAGGUAAGGUACUUAUUUCUUAGUUGAACAUUUUUUUUGGUGUUUUUUGUCUAUUAAUUAGUAGAUCAUGUUUAAGUAUAAAUAUUGAUAUUUUUUUUACCAAGUAGUAAUAGGUUUAGGUACUUACUGAUGAUUAUUCAAUUUUUUUUAUUAACAUUCAUAGAUAAAAUAAAAGUAAAUGUUAUUGUGAUUUAUUCAGCGAAAAAUAUACCUUGCAUUAAUUUCUA